Molecule: messenger RNA, 4006 nt
Organism: Engraulis encrasicolus (European anchovy)
Lineage: Eukaryota; Metazoa; Chordata; Actinopteri; Clupeiformes; Engraulidae
Product: cholesterol 24-hydroxylase-like
Exons: 15
Coding region: 257-1780 (507 amino acids)
Biological process (GO): cholesterol catabolic process
Molecular function (GO): cholesterol 24-hydroxylase activity; iron ion binding; heme binding
Source: RefSeq, a predicted model, not a curated record
UGUGUAAAAUGGUUAUUUUUAGUGGUUGCCAUAUGUGUUGACUUACAGCGUGUAUUCACAUAGGGCUACUUAUUCUCGUUACAAAAGGUGUGCAUGCUGCGUGAUAGAAAAGCCUACCUUUGAUACACAUUCCUGUCCCAGCUGACUGCUGCUGUGGCUAUGCAACACUAACCUGUUGUGUAAGUGAUAAAAAGGGGGAGAUUGUCAUCUGAAUGUGCUGACUUCCCACGCAGCCUAGGAAGGAAGCAACAACAGAAUGGCAUCAGUAGGAAGCCUAAUUCUUGGAUGGGCUGGAUAUCUGUUAUUAAUACUAUUUGGGGUCAUCUUAGUUGCGUUUGUCGGCUAUGUCCUUUACGUAAAAUACAUUCAUCUAAAAUACGACCACAUUCCGGGACCGCCGAGAGAUAACUUCCUACUUGGACAUAUGCCAACUAUUCUAUCAGACUCGAGAACACCAGGCCGCCAUAUCAACGAAAGAUUUCUGGAAUGGGCUGAGCAAUAUGGCCCUGUGUGCAGAAUCAACAGCUUACACAGUAUCUUCCUCAUUGUGUCUUGUCCAGAGGCAACCAAGGAGGUCUUGAUGUCACCAAAGUAUUCCAAAGAUCCGUUUGUGUACAAGCGCCUGUUCAAUCUGUUUGGUACAAGAUUUCUUGGAACUGGCCUUGUGACCGCCAUGGACCAUGAGUCAUGGUACAAGCAACGCAGGAUCAUGGACCCCGCAUUCAGCAGUGUAUAUCUGAGAGGUCUGAUUGACACCUUCAAUGAGAGAGCCGAGCGCUUGAUGACCAAACUGAGUGAGUUUGCAGACAGUGAGGAGCCUGUGCACAUGCACAAGAUGAUCAACUCAUUCACCAUGGAUGUCAUCACAAAGAUUGCAUUUGGAGUGGACCUUGACUUGAUGAAUGUCAAUGACUCUCCAUUUCCCCAAGCCAUUGAGAUGUGUCUAAAAGGGAUGGUCCACUAUAUCCGAGACCCACUUUUCCAGCUUUGGAGUAAGAACAAAAAGGUGAUUGAGGAAAUAAAGGAAGCUUGCCAACUGCUUCGCAAAACUGGAGCCAUGUGGAUAAACGAGAGGAAGAAGGCUGUCCAGAGUGGAGAGGAGGUCCCGAUGGACAUUCUCACUCAGAUCCUCAAGAGUGCUGAGGAAAACAAGAAAGAUGAUGACGAAGAAAUCAUGCUUGACAACUUUGUCACAUUCUUCAUUGCAGGACAAGAAACAACUGCCAAUCAGCUUGCAUUUGCAAUCAUGGAACUUGGAAGACACCCUGAGAUACUACAGAGGCUUAAGGAGGAAGUGGACGAUGUGCUUGGAGUUAAACAGGAUAUCAGCAAUGAAGACCUUGGUCGCCUCACCUAUCUAAACCAGGUGCUGAAGGAGACUCUGAGGCUGUACCCUACUGCCCCUGGCACAUCUCGCUGGCUGGCUAAGGACAUCGUCAUCGAUGGCAUCAAGGUCCCAGGCAACUGCGCUGUUCUCUUCAGUUCAUAUGUGAGUUCAAGACUGGACAGAUUCUUCAAAGAUCCAUUGACGUUCGACCCAGAGAGAUUUAAUGUGAAUGCUCCCAAACCUUACUACUGCUAUUUUCCCUUUGCGUUGGGCCCACGCUCCUGUCUUGGUCAAAACUUCUCUCAGAUCGAGGCAAAGGUUGCAAUGGCUAAACUGCUGCAGAGAUUUGACUUCAGCCUGGUGCCUGGGCAGUCCUUUGAGAUCCUGGACACAGGCACGCUGCGGCCUGAGAGUGGGGUCAUGUGCACGCUCAAACUGCGGGGCACUGCAUAAGCCACAGAGACAUUGGCCGUGUUUGUGACGGCGCAUUUCUGUGCACUCUGCGCAACGUGCAUGGGCAAUGAGAAAGUACGAUGCAUUCUGCUUAGAAAAUUCCGUCGUAAUUUCACAUUGCGUGUGCACGCAGCGCAAUCUGCGCAGAACUACACCAUCACGAACACGAGCACUGACUUUGUAUGUUUGGAGGACAAAAGUAUUCAAGCACUUUCAUUCUAUGUCAUAUCUAUAAGACUUUGUUAACCCCUUUGCGUAAAUCCUAGGUUAUAACCUUGCUGUCACCAAAAUUGUAAUGGUUAUGUCUUAAUCUGUUACCUAAGGCUCUCGAUAAUGUCAUAGCAGUGAAUAUGCCCGCCGGCGACCCCAUCUGCACAAAGAGGCUUCUGACAUAAAAAUAUCAUUGUCAUGAGUUGUGAUUUUCUUGGUAGCGUGUUUGUUUGAUUGUUUGAUUGAUUGUUUGUUUGUUUGAUUGAUUGGUUGGUUGACUGAGUUAAUCCUUGGUUACUCUGUGCAAAUAGAGCUAUGGAAAAUGUAUCUUUGCUUUUGAAAAAGUACAUUAUUGACUAUUAUUUAUUAAUUUGCAUAUGUACUAAAAUAACUGAAUAUUAAUAUACGUGUGUAUUAAUAUAAUAUUAAUAUACAUAUAUAAUUUAAAUUUUCAUAUUGGACAGUAGUGUGUUAUACUGUAUUAUACUCAGGGCUCUAAAUUAACUUUUUCCACCACCAGCCAAUUUGGCUAGUGGACAUUUUUUCUUACCAGCCAAACAGAAGUUCAACUAGCCAUUUUUUUUUAAUCUCGCCAAAAUAAACUAUGCAUUAGGCUAGUUAUUUUUUUUCUAAUUAAAUGGUCAUUUUGUCCAACUGUUUCUACAACACAGAUACACUAUAGGGCUGCAUAGGCUAUUAUAUGCCUACAUAAUAAGCAUAUUAUAGGCUAUAUAUUUUUUAAUUAUUUUGUAACUUCUGCUUUAUUUUUUACUUUCAUUACUUAGGCCUAAUUAAUUUGAUUAGUUUUUGUUCAAUUCCUCUGAAAACAGCUGAAUCACAUCACACAAGCCACUCACAUAACAGACCUAUAACAUACAGUAACCAAGCACACAGCCAAACACUAAACCUCACAUACGCACACCCCAAGGAAGGAGAAGAGAUGAGAGGAAAAGGAGAGGAGAGAGGAGGAGCUCUUCUCUACCAUGCGCAACAAAAUGACAAGAAGCCUAGUUUAAUUAAAAGUAAAUCUCGGGAAUCUUCGCUUCCUUUGUUACUUCCACAGUUUCAUCGUUGGUUGCUUUUUUUCCCUUUCCGAUGGCGUGGGCUUUCCAAUUGCGUUGCGCCAGGACUGAACAUUUCAGAAGACAACUGAACUGACAGCCACGGUCACACUACUCUGACAGUCGGCCCUCCUCCCCCGCCCCGGCCGCUAUUUCGUUCCAAAACCACUCAUUUUUAACGCCACUAUUUGCAACCACUACUAGCAUUCACCAACACACAGAACCUUGCUCUAACCCUCGCCACAUUCUCAUCACUCGCACUAAACAUAGUCUACACAACAGAAGUAGCGCUAUGCAUAAUCUGCGUAAGUCCUGUUAUUGAAACGGUCAGGGCCUCGCUGCUUCAAAAAUGCAGCCUGUUACAGCAAGGUUGACGUUAAAAAGGUUGUAGCGAAAGCGGCGAGAGCAUAGGAGGAGAGCCGCCCGUCAGAAUAGUGUGAGCACAGCUUAGCUGACAGAAGGCUGGUCGUCUGAAAUGUUUUCAAUCCUGGCGCGCGCAACAGCAUGGAGUUGACGCUCGAUGCACUGGAAAGCCUUGUGGAAAGCCCACGGUGGGAGGCUACGUCGUGACGCUAGUGUCCAUGGGUAAUGUAGGAAAUCUCGCCGUAUAACGUUCGUCAGAGCAGCGGUUUACCGUUCAUAAGUUACUGUACUCGGGCGCUACUAGCCAAAUUGGCGGGUAGGUAUUUUUUUCUACUAGCCAAAAUGAAUUUUCACCCGUGUUUGGCGUGUUGGCGUGUGUUAAUUUAGAGCCCUGAUAAUACUGUAUAGUAAGCUAUACUGUAUUUAUCAAUAGGCCUGCAUUCAAUAAUUGAACAAAACUGCAUCCACACAUAAUUUCCAGUUAUUUACACCUUGCAAAAUACAAAGUAAUAUAUGCAGCUUCAUUGUGCAUCACAAUAACAGCAGCCUACUGGAAAAAAAAACAUUAAAUAUGUGUUUUACAAGUUUGUUA